This is a messenger RNA of Cyclopterus lumpus (lumpfish), 3414 nucleotides long. RefSeq names its product collagen, type XXI, alpha 1 (gene col21a1). NCBI's taxonomy places the organism in Eukaryota, Metazoa, Chordata, Actinopteri, Perciformes, Cyclopteridae. Bases 129 to 3011 code for a protein of 960 amino acids. The record is from RefSeq and is a predicted model, not a curated record. The transcript has 29 exons.
UUUAGUUUCUGUAAACCCAUGGCUGUGAUCAGUAUUGAUCAUUGGCUCUGAAUGAGAGGAUUAACAGGAACUCACACAAGGGCUUGGACGCUUACCGGUGCACAUUUGGAACUUGGUACAGCUGCAUAAUGGGUUACAAAGCAACAUCGAUGCAUUGUGUCUUAAGAUGCCUGUGCUUCAUGCUUCUCCAUGUGUUUAGUGCAGCUCAAGAUGAAGACAUAAGAAGUUGUAGGACAGCACCAUGCGAUUUGGUCUUUAUUCUCGACGGCUCGUGGAGUGUUCAAGAUGUCAAUUUUGAAAUCGUAAAGCGCUGGCUUGUCAACAUAACAACAAGCUUCAACAUUGGACAGAAGUUUACCCAGGUUGGAGUCGUCCAAUACAGCGAUGACCCCGUUCUAGAAAUACCACUGGGGAAGCAUUUCUCCACCAAAGACCUCAUCAAAGCGAUGGAGUCCAUUGAGUACAUGGGGGGAAACACAAGGACAGGGACCGCCAUUAAGUUUGCAACAGACAAACUGUUUGGCCUGUCCGAACGUGGCCCGUUAGGCAUUUCCAGAAUUGCUGUUGUCCUCACAGAUGGGAAGUCUCAAGAUGAGGUUUUGAAAGCCGCAGAGGUAGCAAGAAAAAAAGGAGUAAUCCUGUUUGCAAUCGGUGUCGGGCCAGAGACAGAAGUGUCCCAGUUGCAAGACAUUGCGACCAAGCCAUAUUCAACUUAUGUCUUCUCUGUUGAGGACUACAAAGGUAUUUCCAGGAUCAUACAGAUCAUACGACAAAAACUGUGCGAAGAGACUGUUUGUCCAGCAAAAAUGUCCAUAGAUUCUCGCGAUGAGAAGGGUUUUGAUAUUCUGUUACAUUUAAAUUUGGCUAAAAAAACAAAGAAGAUACAAGGGACGUAUUAUGGCACUAAGGCCUAUGAAGUGACAUCUCGUGUCGACUUGAGUGCAGCCACACGGACCCUUUUUCCUGAUGGCCUGCCUCCAUCAUAUGUUUUUGUGGCCACACUGAGGUAUAAAGGAUCAGUGGCAAUAGAGGAGUGGGACCUGUGGAGAAUACAGACGCGUGAAGGGAAACCGCAGAUGGCGGUCACUCUAAAUGGAGUGGAGGGCACCGUCAUGUUCACCACAACCAGUGAGGCAUCGAGUGGAACUCAAACGGUUCUAUUUUCCCAGUACACAGCAAGGAAGCUGUUUGAUGAGAGAUGGCACCAGCUGCGGCUGCUGGUCACCGAGGAGGAUGUUACUCUUUAUGUUGAUGACCUGGAGAUUGAAACCCGAUCCUUGGAGCCCCCUGUCGGUAUUUUCAUCAACGGAAAAACCCAAGUUGGAAAAUAUGUCAGAAAGGAAACUACAGUGCCAUUUGAAAUCCAGAAACUUCGCAUUUACUGCGACCCCGAGCAGAGUAACCGAGAGACUGCGUGUGAAAUACCUGGAGUUUGCUCCAACAGUCCUGAUUAUACCGAACCAACUCAAGAGCCCUGUGUUUGUCCUCCUGGAGACACUGGACUUCCAGGAAUAAAGGGAGAGCAAGGAAACACUGGCAAACCGGGUCAGUCUGGACCUGCUGGUGCUGAUGGUAAGCCUGGUAUCUCGGGCAUUAGAGGAAGUCCAGGGCUGCCUGGUCCACCAGGAGUGGAGGGUCCACGCGGGUCAGAUGGGUACAAAGGCGAGCAAGGGAAGCCCGGUGUUUUGGGUGAGAAAGGAGUGUCUGGAUUACCAGGAUCGCCUGGACAACCAGGAGAGAAGGGCUCAAUAGGAUCCAUCGGAAUAGCAGGGUUACCGGGGAAAGCUGGUCAAGUGGGAGAAAAGGGAAGUUUGGGACCUCCUGGGCCACCAGGUUAUCCAGGAGACCCAGGCCUAGAUGGGAGAGAUGGAAAAGUUGGCUCUGCAGGGAGACCGGGUCAAAAGGGAGAAGCUGGGGCCAGUGGUAUCCCUGGUGUUGAUGGAAGGGAGGGCCAUCCUGGUAUUCUUGGAUUGCCAGGAAUUUCAGGCCUGAAUGGACAAAAGGGGGAAGAUGGUUUGCCUGGAUCCAGAGGCUUCACAGGACCGAGUGGACCAUCUGGUGGAACGGGUUUACCUGGUGCACCUGGUUUAAAAGGAUCAAAUGGACCCAAGGGGAAUACGGGUGAAAGUGGAAGUCCAGGUACACAAGGAACAGCAGGGCCUGAGGGGAGUGCAGGAGAACCAGGAAGAGCAGGUCAGCAGGGGCACUCGGGCAUCCCCGGCCUGACGGGCAGCAAGGGACAAAGAGGAAAUCCAGGUGAAAGAGGAGAGAUGGGAAUGAAAGGGGGAAAAGGAGAGCAUGGUCGUCAAGGGGAACGCGGCUCCACUGGUCCAAUGGGACAGAAAGGAGAGAAAGGAACAGCAGGGGAUUCGGGGCAGAAAGGUCAAGAAGGUCAAGUGGGGAGGCCUGGACAGUCUGGUCAGUCAGGCACACCUGGGCCCCGAGGGCUGCAGGGGGACGGUGGUCUACCUGGCCCUCCUGGACCUGAAGGAAGAUCUGCAAAUCAAAUGUCGGACAGCCACAUUCGGCAAAUCUGCAGAGCGAUGCUUCAGUCUGAGCUGCAUUUAUUGUUGCUGAGCAACCAGCAGAGUAGAUGUACCACGUGUCAAAGCCGGCCUGGAUCUCCUGGUCCUCCAGGUCCAACUGGGCUCCAGGGACCCAGGGGUCCUUCAGGACUCGGUGGAUCCAGGGGACAGCCGGGCCGCUCUGGUCGGACAGGGCACCCUGGUAUUAAUGGGUUGAAAGGAGAACCCGGUUUAAUGGGUCAGAAGGGGAGCUCUGGCCGCACCACCAUUGGAGACCAGGGGCCAUCGGGGCCUCCAGGGCCAAUGGGUCCCCAGGGGUACAGUAAGCCAGGUCCUACAGGCCGGCCUGGAUUCCCUGGUCUGAAUGGAUUAGAGGGUAAAAGUGGUAAUCCUGGCAUCCCUGGUCAGCCUGGGGUGUGUGAUCCAUCCAUGUGCUACAGUAGCAUUAUGAGGCGGGAUCCUUAUAGCAAAGGGCCAAACUAUUGACGCAAUGCAGUGUCACUGCAGGCACCAGUCUAGAACUGAUGUGGAACAAACGGACAUUCUCAGGAAGAUCUCAUCUUUAUAGUUUCGUCAUGGAAACAAAGCGGACCUAUCACCAGUUAUGUGAUCUUAGAUACUCAACAGAACUAGAUCCUAUCACAUUGUCCUCUCUUGGUAUUUUGUAUCAAUAUCCACAUAUCUUUGAACAUGCUUUGAGGUUUUAAUGGUUUUAACAUAAAUAAUAAUAUACUCCAUUUAAUACCUCGGACCUGAGCACCUCGUAGUACUUCAUGAGUGUCUGGAUCUCUGGGCAGUGUGGCUGGUGCAUUUUCCCAUAUUGCCCCCUGGUGUUGCUUCAUUGCAUUUCGAUCUCUCAAUUUUCACCACAUCCUGGAUUAGUGCUAUA